Messenger RNA from Pseudonaja textilis, 3127 nucleotides. Lineage: Eukaryota; Metazoa; Chordata; Lepidosauria; Squamata; Elapidae. The record is from RefSeq and is a predicted model, not a curated record.
GGAGAAGCUGAAGAGUAUGGAAAGCAUCGAUCCGCGAUGCAAAGGGGACGGGGGACGGUAGGAUGGGCAGGAAGAAAAGCAGAGCAGCAGGUGGGUGGUGGAGCCGGCUCCAAGUUAGGAAAAAGAUUAAACGAGCUGUCAUGUCAAGUUGAGGGGAUCCAUUAGGUCACUUCUAGAAACUUGUUACCAUGAGUGUGGGAUUCAUCGGUGCGGGGCAGCUCGCCUUUUCCUUAGCGAGAGGCUUCACUGCAGCAGGGAUUUUGGCUGCCCACAAGAUAACAGCAAGCUCACCAGACACUGAUCUCCCAACAGUAUCAGGCUUGAGGAAAAUGGGUGUAAAUUUCACCAUAAGCAACAAGGAGACAGUUAAAAACAGUGAUGUCCUGUUUCUGGCAGUGAAACCUCCCAUAAUUCCCUUCAUCUUGGAUGAAAUUGGCUCAGACAUAGAAGAUCGACAUAUUAUAGUCUCGUGUGCUGCUGGUGUUACUAUCAACUCAAUUGAAAAGAAACUUUCUGCCUUCUGCCCCACUCCAAAAGUGAUGAGAUGCAUGACAAAUACACCAGUCAUUGUGCGGGAAGGGGCCACUGUUUAUGCCACAGGCACACAUGCAGAAGUGGAAGAUGGGAAGCUCUUAGAACAGCUGAUGGCAAGUGUGGGCUUCUGCACUGAAGUGGAAGAAGAUUUGAUAGAUGCUGUGACAGGACUCAGUGGCAGUGGACCUGCUUAUGCAUUCACAGCCCUGGAUGCCCUGGCAGAUGGAGGAGUGAAGAUGGGCCUUCCUCGUAGGCUAGCGGUCCGAUUGGGAGCUCAAGCCUUGUUGGGAGCUGCCAAAAUGCUGUUGGAUUCUGAGCAGCACCCUGGACAGCUUAAGGACAAUGUUUGCUCACCAGGAGGUGCUACCAUCUAUGCUCUCCACUUCCUAGAGAGUGGUGGUUUCCGCUCAUUGCUCAUCAAUGCUGUAGAGGCAUCCUGCAUCAGGACACGGGAACUACAGUGCUUAGCUGACCAGGAGAAAGUCUCUCCAGCUGCCAUUAAGAAAACCUUAAUGGAUAAAGUGAAAUUAGAGUCUUCCUCUGCCAACAAGGUCAGCCUAUUCAACAAGAAAAAUCCUGACAACAAGAAAUACUGAAGAGACUCAGGCCUUGCCUGAGCCUGUUUUCUUUUACUUUGAAGGGAAUAUUUAGCACAAAUCAUUUUAGAGUGAGGUGUUUGGGGAGUGGGGGAGAAGUGUCCUGGACUUGAGAUGCUGAAAGAAAGGCAUUUAAAUUUCCAGAAGUAAUUAUUAAGGUAUAGUAGAUAGGGCAAUGUUCUUGGAGGCUGAGGGGAAAGUAAUUUUUUUCUCUUAGAGAGGAAACUACAGCAGUCUUCAUUUGAACUUGACAAAGUUCAAGAUGAUGAUUUGAAGAUGAUUUGUUUACAUUUUUCAGUCCAAAUUUUCCCAGUUAACCUCACAACAGAUUUGCACAACAGGUGAUCGAAAGAAAUAAUUACAUAGCCAAACAGAAAGCUAUAUCCAAGUAUUUCCAAGUCUUGUUCACUUGCAUUCAUUCAUUUGUUCAUUAGUUCAUUCCUCUCUCACACACGCAUACACACACACAAACACACACACAUAUACAGGGUAGAAGCAGACUCUUCAGAUCUUGUUUCUGCAAUGUAUCUCAGUUUAAUCAAGCAAUUGUUUGUCUACUGCUUUCAGAUUUCGUACAGGUUAUUUGUCUAGGCUGAUCUCACAUAAUAUGCUUCAAAAAGUAACUAUAGUAAUCUAUAAUUUCUUCAUUCCAUAAGAACAUAAGAAUCUGUUUUAAACAGAUCAGUCUAAUUCUCCAUUUGGCCACAUAUUGUGUCUGUUCUGACUGGCAGCAACUUUCCAGUCUUUAGCAGAGCUCUUUCUCAUUUCUUGCUACUUAAAUUGGAUUUGCUCAAUAUUUUGAUCUUUCAUUUUCAUGCAGGUAAUGUAGUAGGUAAGCUAUAAGAAAUCUCAUCUAGGUUCAGAAUCUGCUACAGCAUAUGUCUGAAAGUUGUUCAAAUUGUAUGGGGAUUAUUCAUACAUAAUUUUGAUUUACAUAGUGGAGUAGCUAUUAAUACAUGAUAUUAACAUUUGGGUACUACAGUCAUAAAUAACAACAGUACUUUGAUGCAAGAAUGAGUAACUGUUAGAUGCAUUUAUAAUUAAUCAUGAAUUUAUUGGAUUUAUUCACAGCAUUCCUCUAAUGGAUAAGGAUUAAGACUUGAAGCUUGCCUUAGGCUGCAAACUGGGAAAAAAAAUAGUUGUGAGGUGUAACUUCUAAGUAGACCUGAAACCUAAGGACUUCUUAUAGUGAGGUGCAGAGAAGUCAGCUCUCUUAUUUCUUUUAAUGCCAGAAUUUUGCUUUACUAAAAUGCUCCUUGCCCUUUCUAGCACAUGGAUAUUGUUGUGUUAUAUAUUGCUUCUGAGUAAAAUAUUUUUCUGCUGAGAAAAGCAGAACUUAGCCUUUAUCUGUAGAACUUUUUAUAUCCUGGAGGCAGACAUGUGUUCUGGACUAAUUGGGAGCUUCAGCAUGCAGACCCUGCUAAAGAGCCCAAAGAUUGUGAAGAUAUAGCUGGUGAUUGUGCCCACAAAAAAGAUCAAGGCAGAGUAAAUCAGUAGUACUUCAUCAUUGUCCCCUUCCUGCCUUAGACUUUCUAGUCUUCUUGUCACUUUUUCCUAUUUUCUGGAAUACAAAUAACAAGCAGUGGCUUUUAUUUUUGAAUGAGCCAAACCAUUGACUCAUUCUUUUCCAUCUUUUAUACCUAUAAGGAAUAGCUCAGAAAUAACGAUUCUGUCUUUUAACAAACCGCACUUCUUGUUACAUCUGAACUCAGGAAACUUCUUAGAUAAUGAAGUGGCAAUGAUUUAUUCUAGAGUUAAACUAUAUCCAAAGGAAUAUGAAGCAGGACUCUCUUGAGGUGAAGAUUUAGCUAAUUUUUUGUGACUACUCAAAUAGUCAAAGAAUUGGAAGAGAAAAUGUUUUUCCUCUAGGUACUUGCUACAAUUUAUAGAUAUUAUUUUUCUGGAAAUUUUUAUGUAUGGGACACUGAUAACCUACAUUCUUCAAUUUAAAAUUAUGUUUGACUUUCUGUAUCCUGAUAGCAUUAAAGUGCUCAGUG